AUGACCUCGCCAGAGCCUUCCUUUGACGCCUUUUUCAACAGCCAGCGACCAACAACGUCGCAUCAAGGCUCGUUUGACUACCCGGCGUCAUACGCGUCAUCGUCAACCCCGGACCAGCAGUUUACCUCGCAGCUCUAUGGCGAGCCCGGAGGCAUGACCGACGAGCCACAGAGCCUCCCACAACACGCCGCUGGCAUCACUGCCAAUGUCCACGGCCGGAUCCUCGCGCACAGCAAUCCUGAGCGCAAGGACUCGGUCCCCUUCGACCCAAACUCGAGCAGCACUUUGAUCGCUUCAGCUGCCAACGGUGGUCCCCAGAGGUCGCCUCUGACAAGCAACCAGCAGCUGGCUUACACCGACUUGAACGCUCCAGGCGGCUACAACCAGUUCACCGCGGCGUAUGCCAACCAGCAGUCGUCCGGCUUUGUCAACAGCCAGCAGCCCCAGCAGCAGCAGGACUUUUCAAUCCUCCAAAACAAUGCCAACGGCGACAGCUUCUACGGCUCCGGAAUGACAUCCGAGCCUCAGGGUAGCAACACAUGGGGUGCUGAUUACUUGACGAGUCAGCCCGAGGCUAUCGUGGAAGACACGGACAACCGUCGCGGAAGCUGGCACGGAAACCAGCAUCUGGACACACAGUACGACGAGCAGAUCAACGAACUGCAGCGGAUCAUCUCCAAUGCUUCGUCUCACGCCGGCACUCCCAGCGGGUCCCGAGUCGCCUCACCAUUUAACCCUGGCGAGGUCAACCACCACGUUCGUCAUGACUCGGUAUCGUCUGUCGGCCGCUCUCCCAGCCCAGCCUUCCACAACUCGCCCGGCAUGGCUGCUCCUUCGCCACCAUUCGUCAACCUGCACCGUGGCAGCUCGUCGUCGCUUUCGGGAUCGCCAUCGUUCUCCAAGCCCCAGUCGCCACCCGCAUUAAUCAUCCCCAACUCGGCUCCCUCCCCGUCCCUUCCUCAGAUUGUGACCCAGGUGACCCAGGCUCAAAGCUCUGGCCCCUCGGGAAGCAAUGCUGGCGCUGGCCAGUCGGGGGGCCAGCAAUUCGGCAACAGCCUGUUGGUUCCUGUCAACCCGGCCCUCCCCACCGGCAUGGCCGGCAUUAGCCCCAUUGCGUCCAACGCCGAUGGCCCCAUGAUCUACAUCCAGCCAAGCACGCCCAUCAGCGGCCUCAAGGAUCAGUCGGGCGUGUUUGACGCGGCGCUUCGACGCGCCAAUGCCCAGCAGCAGCUCGCCCAGGCGAAUGCCGCUGCUGCUGCCGCGGCGCAGUCCAACGGCGGCUCGCAGACUGGCUCAGUCCACGACUUUGGCGGCGACAACUCGGCCUCGCAGAGCCCGGGUUUCGCACCACAGCAGCCUCAACAGCAGCAGCAGUCGUGGUCCCAGGGUGUCAACUUUGCUCUCGGCGCACCAGGCAUUUCUCGCCCUCGCGCAAAGUCCGAGUCGUACAUGCAGGGCGGCGAGCAGUUUGAGAGGCAAGCCGCCCAGCAGAUCAUGAACAGCCAGAUCGGCCAGUUCAGCGUCGCCCAGGCACUCGAGGGUAGCGCUGUCGCGACGGGAGGCGACAACCAGUGGAACGACAUCAACGCCUGGCGUGUAAACCAGGCCAUUGAGCAGGGCCAGCUACCACCUACGCUCAACCCUCGCGAGUUGCCAGGCUCGGCCGACCAAUUUGCUCAGUUGUCGCAGCUUGCUGCUCAGCAGCGCCAGCGCCUGCAGCUCAACACCGACACCAGCAACCAGGUGUUCAGGUACGAGCCGGGCCAGUUCUCGCCGACCUCGUUGGCGUUCUACCACCAGCUCGGCAUCUCGGGCAACAAUGCUGCUGUGGACCCCAACAACUUCCCAGGCGGUGGCGGUUUACGUCUCGACCAGCAGGCUCUCCAGGGCGGCAGCAUGCUCGGCGCGCCGGACGCUGGGUUUACUUCGCGACGUCGGUCGUUUGCCGAGGGCACGUCGCACCCUGCUGCCGGUGCCGGUACCCCAGGCUACGGUAUCGAGUUCAUUCAGCGCAGUGUCGCACCAGGAGCCAUCAGGGGUGUCAACCUUGGUGUCAACCAGGGGCACCGUCGGUCGGCCAGGAGCGAAGACUUUGGUCGUGGAGGGACUGGCUGGGGUGUGGGCCAGGGCGGUUCUACAACUGACUUCCUGAACUCCAUCGGGCAGGACCAGGGCUCGUUACUCGCGCCGCCGAUGCGCGGUCGGUCAAUGUCACACUCGCGGAGGUCGUCGGCGUCGUCGGUCAGAUCCGCGUCGCCAGCGCUGUCGGUGUCUUCGCAGGGAUCGAGCUUCUCUCACCACUCGCACAUGGACAUGCCUGACGGUAUCAAUGUGCACGACUUCUUCCAGGAGACUCGGCCGCGCGUUGCCAAGCUCAAGGUGACGAGUAUGGCUACCGAGGUGGCCAGCGCCAGCCGUCGAACCAACGAGGGCUCGUUUAGGUGUCCAAUCCCUGGAUGUGGAAGCACGUUCACACGACACUUCAACCUCAAGGGUCACAUGCGAUCGCACAACGACGAAAGGCCAUACAAGUGCUUGUAUGACGGCUGUCCAAAGGCGACGGUGGGCUUUGCCCGUCAGCACGACUGCAAACGCCACAUGCUCUUGCACGAGGGCCUGCGACCGUUUGAGUGUGAAGGCUGCGGGAAGAAGUUUGCGCGCCUGGACGCUCUCACAAGGCACCACAAGUCGGAGCAGGGACAGGAGUGUGCCAUUUCGCACCCGCUGCCGACCAACCCGGACGGCAGUGCAAUGUCCGAGUCGCAGUACAAGACGUACCGACUGCAGCAGCACCGGGAGAGGACACAGGGUGAGGACCUUGGCACGGGGUCGGGCAUGGACGACUACGACCGUGAUUAG
This is a messenger RNA of Vanrija pseudolonga, 2859 nucleotides long. Its product is annotated as Transcriptional regulator prz1. Gene Ontology annotation, molecular function: DNA-binding transcription factor activity, RNA polymerase II-specific; RNA polymerase II cis-regulatory region sequence-specific DNA binding. The record is from RefSeq and is a predicted model, not a curated record. Bases 1 to 2859 code for a protein of 952 amino acids. Gene Ontology annotation, cellular component: nucleus. NCBI's taxonomy places the organism in Eukaryota, Fungi, Basidiomycota, Tremellomycetes, Trichosporonales, Trichosporonaceae. The transcript has 6 exons. Gene Ontology annotation, biological process: regulation of transcription by RNA polymerase II.